UUUUCCCUUACUAAUAAAAACGGAAGAACUUUUUACUUCUACCAAUUCCAAGGAUUCUCGAAGGUGACCGAUAUUGGGGCGCAUGCAACUAGCUUCCAGCACGCUACAAAGGACAGGCACUAUGGAUAAUUACCAAAGAGCGAGUGAAAUGGAUAGAGGCAUGUGCUAUGAGGAAUAGUGUAGUAGUCUUGAUCCUCCAACACUUCCUUCAUUCAACAUUCAAUAGUUCCGAUUGGAAGUGCUCUAUUAACUGAGUAUAGGAGCAAUCAUUUCCAAUAUCUAGCUUAUCGAGAAUAGUUUGAUCUUGUCAAAUAUUAAAUGUGCAACUGAAUAAAUACGAGAGAAUUUCGUUGGAAGCCGCAGAUCUAGUCGAACUUUAGCCAUGCCUGUUCCAAGUCUCCAGAAGCCUGCCCCUAUCUUCAAAGGUACUGCUGUCGUGAAAGGUCUGUUCAAGGAAAUCAGCCUUGAAGAUUACCUGGGACAGUACGUGGUAUUGUUCUUCUAUCCCUUAGAUUUUACGUUUGUUUGCCCAACUGAGAUCAUAGCGUUUUCUGAUCGUUCCGAUGAAUUCAGAGAAAUCAAUACCCAAGUUGUCGGUUGUUCCACCGAUAGCCACUUCAGCCACUUCGCCUGGAUUAAUACACCUAGGAAAAUGGGAGGUCUCGGCGAAAUGGAAAUCCCAUUGCUAUCUGAUAAGGCUAUGAAGAUAUCGACUGCUUACGGCGUCUUAGAUGAAGAGACAGGUGUACCAUUCCGUGGUCUGUUCAUCAUCGACGUCAAAGGCAAUCUUCGACAGAUUACCAUUAAUGAUUUACCAGUGGGUCGUUCCGUAGAUGAAGUCUUGCGUCUGGUACAAGCUUUCCAGUUUACCGAUGAAUUUGGUGAAGUCUGCCCAGCUGGUUGGAGACCUGGAAAGAAAACUAUGAAGCCGGAUGUUACAGCAAGCAAGACCUAUUUCGAGACCACUGAUAAAGAAAAAGAAAAGGAGAAAGAAAAAGCCAAAUAAAAAGUGUUGGUUAAAUAGAAGUAUGCACCGUAAGAAGUAUUAACAAAGAACAUACAGUCUCAAUAUAGCGUUUUUGCACCUAAAGCAAAUGAAAUUAUUAUUUCCACAAAAACACCAGAGUUUUAUAUUAAAUACAUUAUCAAACUUUCAUAAUCCAAGGACGGAAAUAAGUUGUUUUUUAUUUUAUCUAGUUACA
This is a messenger RNA of Nicrophorus vespilloides, 1202 nucleotides long. Its product is annotated as peroxiredoxin 1. The record is from RefSeq and is a predicted model, not a curated record. Gene Ontology annotation, cellular component: cytosol. Gene Ontology annotation, biological process: response to oxidative stress; cellular response to stress; cell redox homeostasis. The coding region runs from base 383 to 1006 and encodes 207 amino acids. Gene Ontology annotation, molecular function: thioredoxin peroxidase activity. Lineage: Eukaryota; Metazoa; Arthropoda; Insecta; Coleoptera; Silphidae. The transcript is spliced from 2 exons.